Miscanthus lutarioriparius is the source of this 1440-nucleotide messenger RNA. Lineage: Eukaryota; Viridiplantae; Streptophyta; Magnoliopsida; Poales; Poaceae. The record is from the annotation of a GenBank genome assembly.
AUGGCCAUGCCAUUGCUAGCUCCGGUGAGCUCCUCCAGCUACAGCAGCAGGCCAUUGGCGCUGGUGCUGGUGCUAGUCGCGGCAGCGCUGUGCCGUCCGGGUUCUUGCGACGGAGCUGCCGCUGCCGCCGCGGACAGGAUCAGGCGGCUCCCCGGGCAGCCGGAGGUGAGCUUCGGCCAGUACUCCGGCUACGUCGGCGUGGACGGCGGCGGCAAGCGGGCCCUGUUCUACUACUUCGUGGAGGCCGACGUCGACCCGGCCUCCAAGCCUCUCGUCCUCUGGCUCAAUGGCGGGCCUGGGUGCUCGUCUCUGGGUGUAGGGGCCUUCUCAGAGAAUGGGCCGUUCAGGCCUAGUGGGCAGGUGCUGGUGAAGAAUGAAUACAGCUGGAACAAAGAGGCCAAUGUGAUAUACCUGGAGACGCCAGCUGGUGUUGGCUACUCCUACUCUGCUGAUGCUGCUUACUACCAGGGUGUGGAUGACAAGAUGACAGCCAUGGACAACAUGGUGUUCCUGCAAAGGUGGCUCCAAAAGUUCCCACAGUACAAGGGCAGGGACCUCUACAUCGCCGGAGAGAGCUACGCAGGGCACUACAUCCCGCAGCUCGCGGAGGCCAUGGUGGAGUUCAACAAGAAGGACAGGAUCUUCAACCUCAGAGGCGUCGCUCUGGGCAACCCGGUGCUGGAGUUCACGACGGACUUCAACUCCCGCGCGGAGUACUUCUGGUCCCACGGCCUCAUCUCCGACGCCACGUACCGCGUCUUCACCUCCGUCUGCAACUACUCCCGCUACGUCACCGAGUACUACGGGGGGUCGCUGUCGCCGCUGUGCGCCAGGGUGAUGAAUCAGGUGACGCGCGAGACCAGCCGCUUCGUCGACAAGUACGACGUCACGCUCGACGUCUGCCUCUCCUCGGUGCUCUCGCAGUCCAAGAUCCUCUCGCCGCACGAGCAGGUCCGGCAGCGGAUCGACGUGUGCGUGGAGGACGAGACGGUGAGGUACCUCAACCGUCGGGACGUGCAGGCGGCGCUGCACGCGAGGCUCGUCGGCGUCGACAAGUGGGCGGUCUGCAGCAGUAUUCUCGAGUACGAGCUGCUCAACCUGCAGAUCCCCACCAUCAACAUCGUCGGAUCGCUCGUGAAAUCCGGCAUCCGAGUGCUAGUUUACAGCGGGGAUCAGGACUCGGUGAUCCCUCUCACGGGGAGCCGAACCCUGGUGCAGAACUUGGCCCAUGACAUGGGCCUCAAGACCACCACCCCGUACAGAGUCUGGUUCGAAGGGCAGCAGGUUGGAGGAUGGACUCAGGUGUACGGAGGCGGCGCGCUGUCGUUCGCCACCAUCAGGGGCGCCUCCCAUGAGGCGCCCUUCUCUCAGCCCGGGCGGUCGCUCGUGCUCUUCAGAGCGUUCCUGCAGGGCCAGCCUCUGCCUGAAACCUUCUCGUGA